This is a messenger RNA of Oncorhynchus masou masou (cherry salmon), 2176 nucleotides long. Its product is annotated as aminopeptidase N-like. The record is from RefSeq and is a predicted model, not a curated record. Gene Ontology annotation, molecular function: metalloaminopeptidase activity; peptide binding; zinc ion binding. Gene Ontology annotation, cellular component: plasma membrane; cytoplasm. Lineage: Eukaryota; Metazoa; Chordata; Actinopteri; Salmoniformes; Salmonidae. Gene Ontology annotation, biological process: peptide catabolic process; proteolysis.
AUGUUUUAUAAACGAGGCCCCAGGAUCAGGAUUUGGGCUCGUAAACAGGCCAUUGCUGAGGGCCAGGGAGAUUACGCCCUCGAAAAAACUGGACCAAUCCUGGAGUUCUUUGAAAACUACUACAGCUCAAGCUAUCCUCUGACCAAAUCAGACCAGAUAGCUCUGCCUGACUUCAGUGCUGGAGCCAUGGAGAACUGGGGUCUGAUCACCUACAGAGAGACAGCCCUGCUCUACAACCCUGCCAGCUCGUCCAAUGGAGACAAAGAGUGGAUCGCUACGGUCAUCUCUCAUGAACUGGCUCACAUGUGGUUUGGUAACCUGGUGACCAUGAAGUGGUGGAAUGACCUGUGGCUUGAGGGUUUUGCCUCCUACGUCUCGUAUCUGGGGGCCAACUCUGCUGAACCCACGUGGAGCGUAACAGACCUGAUAGUGCUGAAGGAGGUGCACGGGGCGAUGUCUGUAGACGCGCUGGCCUCCUCUCACCCUCUCUCUGCUAAGGAGGAAGACAUCAUGAGGCCUGCACAGAUCAGUGAACUGUUUGACACCAUCACCUACAGCAAGGGAGCUGCAGUUCUGAGGAUGCUGUCUGAGUUCUUGACAGAGCCGGUAUUCGCCCGAGGACUUAGUACGUAUCUGAAUACAUUCAAGUACAGCAACACGGUUUACCAGGACCUCUGGAAGCACCUGCAGAUGGCCGCCGACUCGACGCCAGGAUUAGACCUCCCAGCCUCUGUAGAUGACAUCAUGAACCGUUGGAUCCUCCAGAUGGGCUUCCCAGUGGUUACCAUAGAUACGGCCACAGGAAGCAUCAACCAGAGACACUUCCUGCUGGACCCUGACUCUGUAGUGGACAGACCCUCUCCUUUCAACUAUGAAUGGAUUGUUCCUAUAAAGUGGAUGAAGAAUGGGAAAGAUCAGACUCCAUACUGGUUACAGACUAAAACAGCCACCCAUCUACCAAUGAAAACUUUGGGAUCUGAUUGGAUGUUGGCCAAUACCAAGGUUUCUGGAUUCUUCAGGGUCAACUAUGACAGUAGUAACUGGGAUCGACUCCUCACCCAGCUCAGCACAGACCAUGAGGCUAUUCCAGUGAUCAACAGAGCCCAGGUUGUGGAUGAUGCUUUUAACCUGGCUAGGGCGAGGAUAGUCAGCACUAUAUUGGCUCUAAGAACCACCCUGUUCCUUCAGAGGGAGAGAGAGUACAUGCCCUGGCAAACAGCUGACAGGAACCUGGGCUACUUCUUCCUCAUGUUCGACCGCAGCGACGUCUACGGACCCAUGCAGGCUUACCUCAAUAAACAAGUCACGCCUCUUUUCAACCACUUCAAGACUAUCACUGCUGACUGGACCAAGAUUCCUGAGAAACACACUGACCAGUACAACCAGGUGAAUGCCAUCUCUAUAGCCUGCAGUACAGGAGUAGCAGGCUGUGAGGAGCUGACUACAGGCUGGUUCAAAGACUGGAUGAAAACGCCCGAGAACAACACGAUUCACCCCAACCUGAGGCAGACGGUGUACUGCAGCGCCAUCGCAGCAGGAGGGGUGGAGGAGUGGGACUUCGCCUGGAGGAUGUACAGAGAGGCUUCCAUUGCCUCUGAGGCUGACAAGCUGAUGUAUUCCCUGGCCUGCACCAGGGCUCCCUGGCUACUGAACAGGUAUCUGAACUACUGUCUGGAUCCAGAGAAGAUUCGGAAACAGGACGCCACAUUCACCAUUGUGUACAUUGCUGGUAAUGUUGUGGGCCAGUCUUUGGCUUGGGACUUUGUCAGAACCAACUGGAAUCACUUAUUUAAUGAUUAUGGAGGGGGAUCGUUGUCCUUCGCACGGCUCAUUGAUGGAAUCACCAGGCGCUUCUCCUCAGAGUUUGAACUGAAACAGUUGCAGCAGUUCAUUGAGGAGAAUGCAGAGCAGGGUUUUGGUUCAGCCACACUAGCAGUGGACCAGGCCCUGGAGAGAACCAAAGCCAACAUGAAGUGGGUUGCAGAGAACAAGGCAGACGUCUACAAAUGGUUCACUGAUAAUUCAACAUAAACUUAUUUGUGGACUGUUUGGAGUUUCAAUCCAUAUGUGGAGAAUACAAGCAUUUAGUGUUUCAUCAUGUGGAAUUCAUUAUUUUUCUGAAAUAUUUGCCUGAAAUUUUUUACCUAGAACCAAUAAAGUUUACAUUGUAAAAAUA